AAUUCAACUAUUUUACCUUUGGACGGUAUUACAAUCCUUAGUGUGGUUCCAAAAUGGAUGCCAACUUUAUCUGGCUGGCCUGCGUUUUUUGAUGAAUUCGCCGAGGCUGGCUACAAUAUGGUUCACUUUGCACCACUCAAUCAGCGCGGUAUUUCAAACUCACCAUACUCGAUAUAUGAUCAGCUGGCUUUUUCUGAAGAUCUGUUUGAUCAGAAAAAUCUUACAGAGCCAGAAAAGGAAGAGAUUAUGAAGAAUAUGGUCAAAACUAUCCAUUCCAAAAAUAAGAUUCUGAGUAUCACUGAUAUUGUUUGGAACCAUACUGCCUGCAAUAGUUCUUGGCUGUUGGAACAUCCGGAAGCUGGUUACAAUCUUAAAACUGCUCCGCAUUUGAGACCUGCAUAUGAACUGGACGAUGCUAUUCUUCAAUUUUCAGAUGACAUUGCAACCGUACAUGGUAAAUCAGCAACAGUCAAGAAUGAUCAAGAGCUUGUGGACAUUGUUCAUUUGUUUUAUGCAAAAAAUCUAUUGGAAUUGAAUCUUUGGCAGUUCUAUGUUGUUGAUUCAGCUACACUUUUCAAGCAGUUUCGCGAAAAGUGGACUUGUUUAAAACAAAACACUUUAGAGUCCUCUGAAUUUGAUCCCAAUUUAUAUCAGUCUACUGAUUUUACGAGACUUUCUUUAGAAGAACGAGACCGUGUGUUUUACAAGGAUGCUUUUGAAAAUCCCAAAACCUAUCAAAGAUUUUCCAAAUCUAUAAAGCUUUCUAUUGCCAUGUCGUUUGUUUAUAAGCUUUCUGCAGAUCUUGGUAUUUCCAAUACUGAUCAGCAGAUUGACUUGUUUGUCAAAUUGGUCAAUAAUUUAAAUAUGCCAUUCUACCACGAGUGUGACGAAGACUUGGUUUGCAUCAAGGAUCAGAUUUUAAAUCGUGCUCGAUACUUGCGCAUUGCCGAGCAUGGUCCGAAACUUGGCGAAAUUACCAGGUACACGCCUAUCGUUGACACCUACUUUACGCGUCUUCCCGUAAAUCACAUCACUCAAAACAGACAUCCUGACGAGCUUUGUCUUGCGAGUAAUGGCUGGAUUUGGAAUGCUGACCCAUUGAUCAAUUUUGCUGCAGAGGAAAGCAAAGCUUACUUGCGUCGUGAAGUUAUUUCCUGGGGAGAUUGUGUUAAGCUGAGGUACGGAAAUGGACCUCAAGAUAAUGAAUGGCUUUGGCAGCAUCAAAUUGCGUAUACUCGCAAAAUGGCCAGUAUAUUUCAUGGUUUGCGAAUUGACAACUGCCACUCAACUCCAAUUCAUGUUGCCCAGCAUCUUUUGGACAUUGCGCGUUCAGUCAAUCCUGAUUUAUAUGUUUUUGCAGAGCUAUUUACCGGAUCUGAAGAAAAGGAUAUUCUUUUUAUUUCUAAACUUGGCAUCAAUUCUUUAAUUCGUGAGGCGAUGAAUGCAUGGGAUCCACAAGAAAUGAGUCGAACCAUCCAUCGUCAGGGAGGAACUCCCAUUGGAUCAUUUACUAUCCCAGCAGAAUAUAUUCCCCUGGAAAUGCUUGGCCACGAUAUGAAUUCAGAUUUUUACGAGUCUUCCUGCGAAAGCACCGAACUUGCUGUUGAGCUUCACGGAUCCAAACCUCACAUUAUGCUUAUGGAUUGCACACACGACAACGAAACUCCAUAUCAGAAACGCACUGCUGAAGACUCGCUCUCCAAUGCUGCUCUAGUAACCAUGUCAACAUGUGCCGUUGGAAGUGUCAAAGGGUAUGACGAAAUUGUUCCCGAGCUUUUAAAUGUUGUCACAGAGAGUCGUAAGUAUAGACUUCCCGAUAGCUUUGAGGGGAUUUUCCCUGCCAAGUCUAUUCUCAACAUUUUGCAUACAAAGAUGGCGCGUGAAGGAUACCAUGAGAUUCAUGUCAAUCAAGAGCAUGAUUAUAUUUCUGUCCAUCGAGUUCAUCCAGUGACCCAUGAUGGAUACCUUCUUAUUGCACGCUGUGCCUUUCGUGGCAAUUCCGGGAAAUCUGGGCCAACUCAUUCUCCAAUUAUUCUGCGCAAUCAAUCUGUUCAUGUUCUAGAAUCUGCUACACUUACUGUUCAAACUGGUGAGUCGCGACGUGUGCUUGGAUACAUUUCUGGACUUCCUUCUAUACUCGAAUUUUCUACAGUGUUGAGCCAGAUUACUCACUCGUUUGUGGAUUCAGUGGGUGAUAAUGGGGAUGUUCAGACUGUUAUUUUAAUUGAUGGAAAUCAUUUUGAACCUGGUAGCAUUGUUUUAUAUCGUACCUGGGUUCUAUGGUUUACUUCUCAAAACAGCAACUGGGCACCUGAUUUAUACAACGCGGUGAAUGAUUUGGAUGCAAGAGAUUUGAAUACUGCUUUAUUUCGUGUUGCUUCUGAAGAGGAGGAUGUAACAGGUGAUUCAACAUAUGAUGUACCCGGAUAUGGUCCGUUACCCUACUGUGGACUUCAAGGAAUCGUGUCUGCGCUUGUUCAUAUUGCAAGAGGAAAUGAUUUGCAUGCUGAAUUGUUUGACAACUUGCGUCGUGGUAAAUGGCUUUCAGAUUAUGUUGUAAACCGUUUAAACAAAGCAGUCGAAGCAUACCCUGCUCUUGAAAAGCUACGCAACUGGCUGAAAACUCGACUUUGUUUAGUAAACGAUAUUUCACCUUCGCUGAUUCCAAAGUACUUUGCUAUUGUGAUUAUGCUUGCAUAUCAAGGACUCAAGUAUCGAGCACUGACUCUAGGAACAGGUGAACUUUCGCUUAGACAGAUGAAUUCGGGACAUACCUCAUCACUGGAACAUUUUGGCGAAGGGUGUUUAAUGACAACUUAUCAACUUUACGGUCUGGUUAAUUCCACAAGUCUUUUCCCGAAACCUUAUCCGCUUGACAUUUACGGCCCAGAAAAAAUGAACUGGUCAAAUACACAGCACACUCCGAGUCUUGCAGCUGGCUUGACCCAUUUUUCUACACAUCAUAUGCGGUGUUGGGGGCGGGACAUUUUUAUUUCUCUCCGUGGGCUGUUUUUAUAUCCUGGACACUUUUCAGCCGCCCGAUCACACAUUAUUGCUUUUGGAUCUACACUUCGUCAUGGUCUAAUUCCAAAUUUGCUUGAUCAAGGCAACAGACCGAGAUACAAUGCUCGCGAUGCGACUUGGUUUUGGAUGAGCAGUGUACGUGAUUAUUGUCGUCUUUCUCCAGAGGGAUAUGAUUUUCUUGGUGUAGUUGUUGCACGUCGUUUUAUUCCAAUCAAACGGUACACCUCUGGGUUUGGUAGUACUGCCGAUCAAGGUCCUGAGCGGGAAGAUGCUGAUACGUUUAUUGAACCUUCUGAUCCUAGAACCUAUCAAUUUACCAAUACCAUUGCAGAACUGUGCCAAGAAAUUCUUGAACGUCAUGCUCGAGGUAUCAAGUUUCGCGAAUGGAAUGCUGGUCCUUCGCUUGAUCAUGCCAUGCGCUCUGAUGGGUUUGAAAUUGAAAUUACUACCGAUUGGGCAACUGAUAGUCCAUUGCGCGGAUUUACACGUGGCGGAAAUCAAUGGAAUUGUGGUACUUGGAUGGACAAGAUGGGUGAUUCUGAAAAGGCGGGCAUAUAUGGUGUUCCUGCUACUCCUCGUGAUGGAUCUGCAGUUGAGCUUGUCGGUCUUUUAAAGUGCAUACUUGAUUGGAUUUCUACUGAAGUUUUGAUCAAAGGAAAACAGUGGUGGAGAUGGGCUGGUGUCAUGGUUCCAGUUGACAACACGGACUCGCUUAUUCAGUACUCAGUAUGGAACAAUCUAUUGUUGAAAUCGUUUGAAAAAGUGUUUUAUAUCCCAUUAAAUUGCAAUGACGAUAGCAAAUACCAUGCUGUGCGAUCCGAGCUUGUUAAUCGUCGUGGAAUUUACAGAGAUGUUGUAUCGGCCACUCUUCCAUAUACCGAAUAUCAACUGCGACCUAAUAUCUGUAUUGCUAUGGCUCAUGCUCCGGAAUUGUUUGAUCCGGAUCAUGCCAGACAUGCACUGACUGUGAUAAAAGAGUCUCUUCUUGGUCCACUUGGCAUCAAGACUUUAGAUCCAAAAGAUUGGGCUUAUCGUGGGAUGUAUGACAAUGGAAACGAUUCAACCGAUUCGACAGUUGCUCAUGGAUUCAACUAUCAUCAAGGCCCUGAAUGGCUAUGGGUUAUGGGCUACUUUAUUCGUGCAUAUAUUCAGUUUUUCACCGUGAUUCCUGGUCAUGAUCCCGCCAUGGUGGAAAAAGAGCUUGUGUGGGUUCAGCGUCAACUCCUCACUCACAAACGGCACUUGUUCAACACACAGACCAAUCCAUUUGCAGGACUUCCCGAACUUACCAAUCAAAAUGGCGCAUACUGCUCUGGAUCUUGUGUUACCCAAGCUUGGAGCACGGCAGUUAUGCUAGAGGUUGUUCAAGAUCUUUUUGCAUUAAAGCAUUAA
Messenger RNA from Batrachochytrium dendrobatidis JAM81, 4416 nucleotides. RefSeq names its product bifunctional 4-alpha-glucanotransferase/amylo-alpha-1,6-glucosidase. The record is from RefSeq and is a predicted model, not a curated record. The transcript has 8 exons. Lineage: Eukaryota; Fungi; Chytridiomycota; Chytridiomycetes; Rhizophydiales. The annotation marks the transcript as partial. Gene Ontology annotation, biological process: glycogen catabolic process. Gene Ontology annotation, molecular function: 4-alpha-glucanotransferase activity; amylo-alpha-1,6-glucosidase activity.